AUGGUAAUCGCUGUUCUACUUAGCUUCCUUAGUUUGAUCAGAGAAGCUGCUGCACUAGAAUAUCGAUACCAUAUAUGCUCAAACACAACCACUUUCCCUCCCAACAGCACCUACCAAUUCAACCUUAAUCGCCUCCUCUCUUCCCUCGCCUCCAAUGCCACUCUCAACACCGGAUACUACAACGUCACCGUUGGCCGAGACCCCACAUCUACAGUCUACGGAUCCCUUCUGUGUCGUGGAGACGUCACCCCGGAUGACUGCCAAAACUGUGCCGAGACCGCAAUCAGCGACAUUGCCGAACCUGCCUGCCCUGUAGAGAAAGAAGCAGCGAUAUGGUACGACAAAUGCACGCUGCGCUACUCAAACAAGUCAUUCUUUGGCGUCCUGGACCAAAAAACUUGGUGCAUGUGUAACACAAAGAAUGCAACGGACCCUGGACGGUUUACUCCACUGUUGGAAAGCACUAUGAAGGACUUGGUGUCUGCAGCCGUGGGCGCCCCAUCUGGUGAGAAGAAGUUUGCGACGAAGAAAGAAAGCCUCUCCACGUCUCAAACACUAUACAGCCUUGUGCAAUGCACCCCAGAUCUCUCCAGCUCCAACUGCGAUCGAUGUCUUCAAGGAAACGUUGUACUUCUCCCAAAAUGUUGUGUUGGAAAACAGGGUGGAAAUAUUUUCAAUCCUAGUUGCAACAUCCGAUAUGAAGUGUACCCGUUUUACAGGAUCACGGUCUCGGCACCAAACCCAGCACCAGUGAUUUCAUCCAGAGGAAAUAAUAAAUUCUCAACAACAACAAUAGUUGCUAUCUGUGCUCCAAUUUCAGUCGCCAUCUUGUUUCUGAUACCAAUAGGAGUAUGUUAUUGGCUAAAGAAAAGAUCAAGGGAUGAGAAAAACGUUGUUCAAAACGAUCAAAAUGCUGGGAAUGAGAUUACAACUGUGGAGUCAUUGCAGUUCGAUUUGAGUACAAUUCGAGCAGCAACGGACAACUUCUCUGAUGACAACAAGUUGGGUGAAGGUGGAUUUGGAGCGGUUUACAAGGGCCAACUUUCUGAUGGGCAAGAGAUAUCAGAGCUAGAUUGUUUAUUUAGUUCCUUCUUAUUUAAACCAAUAUUUUUAGAAAAAAGAAAGCUAAGCAUCGUUAAUAAUUAA
This is a messenger RNA of Morus notabilis, 1146 nucleotides long. Its product is annotated as cysteine-rich receptor-like protein kinase 25. The record is from RefSeq and is a predicted model, not a curated record. The transcript is spliced from 5 exons. NCBI's taxonomy places the organism in Eukaryota, Viridiplantae, Streptophyta, Magnoliopsida, Rosales, Moraceae. The coding region runs from base 1 to 1146 and encodes 381 amino acids.